Molecule: messenger RNA, 4205 nt
Organism: Styela clava
Lineage: Eukaryota; Metazoa; Chordata; Ascidiacea; Stolidobranchia; Styelidae
Source: RefSeq, a predicted model, not a curated record
AUUUUUCAUGACGGAGGAUGUGUGCUGCUAUGUAUCAAAGUUACCGGUAUACGGCCUAAAACGCAUUUGGUGACCAAAUAAUUUCAAUAAUAUUUCAAACAUAAUAUUAAUAGCUUUAAGAAUAAUAUCAGAAGCCAACACAGAAAAUAUUCUGUAAAAGAACUAGUCAACUCUGCAACAAUUAGUACGUUGUAAUUGCUAGAGCAUCAUCAUCAACAAAUAAAUUGAAAAUGUCCUGGGAUGCGAUUGCUGUAACUUGUAAAACAACUGAUCAUGCAGAUGCUGUCAGAAAAGAGCUGGUUUUACGUCAGAAGAGAGGUUGGCUUCCCAGAGAUGUUGUUCUACUCUGUGUAGAAGAUCCACAAGAAGGGCUCGGAAGUGGAGGAGCAACAUUGAAUGCGUUACUUGUGGUUGCAGAACAUUUGUCUGCGAAAAAUGAAUUAACAGUUGUCUCCACAGAUAUUCUUGAAAAUACAAGAAUCCUGAUCAUCCAUUUAGGCCGAUAUUUCUUUCAUGACCCGUGUGGACGAGCAUUCGUUUCUCUUCCAGUCUCAAGAAGUAAUGAAGAAAUGGAAGAUGUUUUCACAAUUUUCGAUGCAAUUUAUCAAACUGUCACCAAUCAGUUGAACUCCAAAUCACCACCUGGACUUUGGGUUUGCAGUAGCGACAUGAUUCUGACUCUACCAUCAGAUAUUGAUGUUAGUCACGAAGAUUUUUCAUCUGGUAUACAUUGUAUAUCUGUACCAGCUACAGUAGAAUAUGCAAUGAAGCAUGGAGUUUAUAAAAUAGAUGAAAAGGGAUCUGUGGUUGAUAUUAUAUAUCAAGGUACUGAGGAGAAUGUUAGAUCAUGUUUGAUUGAGUCUCAAGGUGACGGAAUAGCAGGCGAUAUGGUUUCUUUAGUUUCAGGAUUUGUCUUUUUUUCAACUUCGGCAGCAGUUAAACUUCUCUCGUUACACAACAAUGCUCCUGUUAAUGCCUGCACUUACAUGGGAAUCGAUAGUGGUGUAGAUCCAAUACAGAUUUCUCUCUACUUUGACAUACUUUUAAGCAUGGCUAGUGGAGUGGGUGAGGAUGAAUUUGUAUGUGGAAAGAGAGGGAGCUCAUAUGGACACGACAGUUCACUUAAACAUGACAAGAACAUGGAACUAGUGAGAUCAACGCUCUGGGAUCAUCUGAGAGGAACAGAGUUAAAAGCAGUUAUACUACGAUCCGGAAAGCAUAAGUAUUUGGAUGUGACGGACACUCCUCUACAAUAUGCAGAACUUCUUAGGAAUCCAGAUGUUUCAAAGUUUCAGGGCUUCGAUUCAACCCUGCAAUCAAGGUCUUUUGUUGAAGAUACUUGUGUUGUAGCAAAAGAUUGCAUGCUCAUCAAUUCACUAGUCAGUGAAAAAUCAAUUGUGGAAGAUGGGUCUUUUAUUGCUCAUUCACACUUGAAGAGCUCAGUAAAAAUUGGAAGAAAUUGUGUCAUCAUUGGACUUGAUGGAGAAUCAUGUGAACUUGUUGAUAAAAUACCAGAUAAUAGCUUUGUUAUGGGGUUCAAUAUGAAGAUUGCUGGUUCUGGAGCACGAAAGAUAUUCUGCUGUGUUUGGAACUGCAAUAAAAUCAGUAUUUCUGACGAUAUAAACUCAAUAAUGAAUGAAUCCUCUGUCUCAGAAAAGAAAGAUAAAUUUGUUUUACGUGAUGAUAUUUUGAGAACUUUGAUUGGAGAAGCAACUCCACUACCCCCAAGCUAUCUCAAUCUCCUUCCUCAAGAUGAAAGACUGAAUCACAAGACAUUUUUCACUGCCAAGUUGUUUCCUGUACUUCAUGCUAGAGAUACCAUAGAUAUCCAAGAUACACUUUGUCUUCUGAGAGAAUCUGUCAAAUUGAAGCAGUAUCAGAAAUGGAAAUCGUCUUGGAGGUUUUCAAUUUAUGAUUUGUUGGAGCAAACUGAUCACAAUGCUGAGUUUACUUAUAGAAGAGAGUUGUCAGUGAAGGUAUCUUGUGCAAAGUUGAAACAAAAUUUAAUACACAAUAAAGAAACACAUAUCCAUUCACUUUAUGUACUUGGAGUCAAUUCUGGGAUGCAUCAAAUGUUAUUGGCAGUCUUAGAUGAAGCUGCUCUGGAGUGUGUUUCUCUUGAAAAACCACAUCUUUGUGCUCGAGUGUUUUCAUGCAUUGCCGAGGUUCUCGCUUUAAUGGCUGGUGAACAUGCUGGACUACGAAGUGGGCCUGCUGCAAACAAGGAUUGGAAGAAAGCUUUACUAUUACUGGAGAAAAAUCAAUUGAAAGAUGGCAUCCUUGCAUUGGCAGAGAUCAGAUCUCACUGGCUACAUAAUCCAGAUUUAUUAAUACGGGCUGCAAGACAUUAUGAAAGAGCAGAACAUAUUUUUAUCAAGCAUGCCUGCACAACUGUAGUUAAGUUUAUAAGGACUCUACCAGGGAAUGUGCUUAAGAAGGGUUUAUGGUUGUCUUGUGAAUGUCCUACAAGAAUAGAUCUCUCUGGUGGUUGGUCAGAUACGCCUCCAAUAUGUUAUGAAAAUGGUGGGUCUGUCGUAAACGUUGCUCUAUUGCUUGAAAAUGAACGUCCAGUUGGUGCACGAGUAAAAGUUAUCAAAGAGCCAAUGAUUUCGAUGACAACAGUAAUAAAAAAAGAUAAAGUGUCUUUCUCUAACCCUUGUUAUGAUAUUGAAAAGUUCCGAGAUUACUGCCGACCACAAGCCCAGGAUGCAUUAUUAAAAGCCUGUUUCGUAUUUGCUGGAAUUGUUUCAUUGGAUUCCAAGUUAUCACUGGAAGAACAAUUACUGGAAAGAUAUGGCGGAGGACUAGAAAUUCAAACCUGGUCAGACUUACCUCGAGGAUCCGGACUCGGAACAAGUAGUAUUCUUGCAGGUGCAAUUAUCACGGUUUUGCUUUAUUCUGGAGGCCAUGUUGCUGAUUUAGAUUGUGUCAUGCAUGCAGUAUUGAUGGUUGAACAAUUGAUGACAACAGGUGGAGGUUGGCAGGAUCAAGUCGGAGGAAUGGUAGGUGGUAUCAAGCGAUGUUUUUCAAAGAAUGAACUUCCUCUGAAAAUAGGAAUGAAACCAAUUGCGGUCAGUAAAGAUUUCCUUGGGAAAUUUGAAGAAAGACUAAAACUGAUAUAUACUGGAAAAACAAGACUUGCUAGAAACAUGUUGCAGGAUGUCCUACGGAACUGGUAUACUAAAACUCCAAAAAUUAUCAAGAAUUGUAAAAAUCUUGUCAACAAUGCUCUUAAUUGUGAGGAAUCAUUUUUAAAAGGUGACAUUGGAGCAGUGGGUGAAUGCAUUAAUGAAUACUGGAAGCAAAAGAAAAUAAUGGCGCCAGGUUGUGAACCAGCAUCUUGUACAGAGAUAAUGAAAGUCCUGCAACCUUAUUCCUUAGGACAAACGCUCGCUGGCGCAGGAGGUGGAGGUUUUCUGUGUGUUUUAUUGAAGGAACCACAGACUAAAGAGUUCAUAUAUGAUCUAGUAAAACAUAUAAAGGGUGCUGAAGAUUUGACUGUGUAUAAUGCUACGGUAGACAUGACUGGUGCUUUGAUAUCUACCACAAGUGUGGAUGACUGAUCAUCCUUUAGACCAGGGGUGUGCAACCUUUUUCGCAGGCGGGCCAAAUAUCAAUAACCGGGUGAAACCGCGGGCCGCACCUACAUUCAACACAGCCUUCAAAUACAGCUUUCUAUUAGUUGCAGGCACAAAAUGAUGUCUUUUUGUUAUUGAUCUCAUGUCAUCAUUAGGAGUCCUUGCAGAAAUGAUAAGUUAAAACGCCUAAAUUGUUAGCUUUUGUAUCUUUUAAUAAUAAUUUUUUUUAAACUGCUCUCCAGUUGCCUCCGCGGGCCGCACAAUUUUCCUUUGCAGGCUGCAUUUGGCCCGCGGGCCGCACUUUGCACAGCCCUGCUUUAGACCUUUAGUCUAAAAACCAAAAUUUCUUCAAUAGUGUAUCAUGAUCGCAAAUUUCUAAAUUUAAUUUAGGUUGUUAACCUAGACACUCAUGUGCAAAAAAAACGCUCAUAGUAAUUGUUUUCACUAACUUGAAAAUCAAAUGUCUUGUUAUAUACAGUUUAUGCAAUAUAUUUUGACCGCAGUCGUUUAUAAACUUAUGCCAUCGUUUGUAUGAGCAUCAAAUUUUGUUUCUUGCUAUUAUUCAGCUAUAUUGUAUGUUUACUUUUUCAUUAGUGAUUCAAAUGAAAUAAACACUUCUUUCAAUUU